AAGGAACGCGAUUUAAAAUAUUAUUACAAUUGUGAAUUGGCAGUAAAAGUUAAUAAUGAUGAAAUUAAAAUUAUGCAUUUUUAUACUAUUAAUAGUAAUGUCACAGACAUAUAUUGGAAAUUCAUUGCCAAUUGAAUUUAAUUAUCAAAAUCAAUGUAGCAAAAGUGUUGUGAUGGAAAAGUGUGAGGAUAAAAGGAGUAAACGAAGUACUGAUCAAAUAUCAGAUUCAAGACGAAUUGGAGGAAUCGUGACCGGAAUAGUUGUGCCAAUUAUUGACAUAAUAAGAAAUGUUUUACAAACUAGUAGUUUGUAUGCUACAGAGGAGUAUACAGUGGAACCGAUGGUACGCAACAGAAAUCCAUUCCGCAGAACAAGGAAUUAUUGAAUCAGUGUAAUUUAAGAUGUAAAUAAGAAUAAAAAGAAAAAUGUCAUUUUAAAUUAUAAUAUCAAAUACAAAAAAAAAAUUCCAACAUUAAAUUAGAUGACUAUAAAAUCUCUAGGGAUAUAACAAAAACAGUUGCUUCUCUCAGAGAGAACCAGUAAAGAUCAGGGAGAAUUCUGUUCAUGGGUUUCUAUGAAUAGUAGCCCGUAACUUUACUCCUGUUGGGAAUAUCUCUGCAUAAUAUAAACGUUUUUUGUUCAUUCUGAUGUCCUUUAGUAGAAAACACCCCGAAAAGUCCUGAGAAAAACUUUUAGCUGUUGAUGUGUAAUAAAUUAAAAGAAAAGGGUAAAAACAAAUAAUUUUUUGUACGUGCUUAUUAUUAUCCGAAAAAAAGUUACAAAUCAAAAGGCAAAAAAAUAUUAUCUAUUUGUUUAAAUAUUAUUAUUCUAUACUAUUUAUAUUUAUUACUAUAAUCACUAAUUAAUAUAUUAAUUGGAAUUGAUAUAAAAGAAAAUCAUUUAUACUUUGAUAUAAUAUUAAUAUUAAUACGA
Microplitis mediator is the source of this 933-nucleotide messenger RNA. RefSeq lists its product as uncharacterized. The coding region runs from base 56 to 385 and encodes 109 amino acids. The transcript is spliced from 3 exons. NCBI's taxonomy places the organism in Eukaryota, Metazoa, Arthropoda, Insecta, Hymenoptera, Braconidae. The record is from RefSeq and is a predicted model, not a curated record.